Molecule: messenger RNA, 7595 nt
Organism: Leptopilina heterotoma
Lineage: Eukaryota; Metazoa; Arthropoda; Insecta; Hymenoptera; Figitidae
Product: Down syndrome cell adhesion molecule-like protein Dscam2
Exons: 29
Coding region: 1350-7385 (2011 amino acids)
Biological process (GO): axon guidance; cell-cell adhesion
Cellular component (GO): plasma membrane; axon
Molecular function (GO): protein binding
Source: RefSeq, a predicted model, not a curated record
GAAUUCGGUUAUCUGCACCGGAGCACUCUCGGAGUGCUCCAGAGCAGGAGUAGCAUGUUCGGUUUGACAAAUGUGCUCUAGUGCAGAUCGUUUGGAGUAUUCGCUUUAGCAGCACUGCUCCGGCGCAGAUCGUUUCGAGUAUUCGUUUUGGCAGCACUGCUCCGGCGCAGAUCGUUAUUUGUGUUCGAAUUAAGAAGUGUGCACUCUCAAGGAUCGAAAGGUGCAACAAAAUUUGCUCCCACAAUUUUGUUAGUGCAGUUUAAAAAAAUGUCAAGAGAAGCGGCAAAUUUAAAAAUUUCACUUCUAACAGAUUUAAUUGACACCUCUAGCGAUAGUAGUAAAGACGAAUUAUGUUUUUUAUAAUGAAUUUUGUAUUUAGAGAAAGACUAACAUUCAAUAUUUUAAUAUUUAAUAAAAACAGUAAGUUUAAUAAAUAAAAAAUAUGUAGUAGUAAUAGUAUAGUUUUAGUUUAGUAAAUAAUUUUCAAUAUUUCUAAUAUUUAAAUAAAAAUACUCAUUAUAAAGUAAUUAUUUGGUCUCAAAGAAAUAACCUUUUCACUUAUUUUAUUAUUGUUGUUGUUAGUAGUUCAAAAUGUCAAAUAGUGUAAACAAAAUUUAUAUCAGAAAUAUUAUUCGAUAAUUUUGUGAUUAACAAUUCUGCUAUAUCAAAACAUUGACCGAAUAAGAUUUUAAAAUUCUAAUAAAAAUAUCAAAUUUUUUGCUUUUAAAAAUAUUAUUUAUGUAUACAUCAUAAAAUAUUUAAUUUUAAGUAAAAUAAUUUUACAUUUAAGAAGAAAAUAUAUUGCAUAAUAUAAUGUAUAAUAAUAUAUAUAAUAUAAUAAAUAUAAUAUUAUAUUACAUUAUAUUAUAUAAGUUUAAUUAAAUUUAAACUUCGCGCCAAACGAGCAGUGUAUGCUUUACACCAUAGCAGUUCAUGUUGUGCUCCUGCUCCAAAAACAGUCAAACUUUGCCAGUGUUCAUGACGUCAUAGAUUGCCUCAGAGUAGAGCACAGCUUUUUGAGAGCAGAGUAAACUAUACUCCUACACCGAGCAAGAUCGCUCUCGGAGCAGAUAACCGAAUUCGCUAUAACUAAAAGUUCUGUGCAGUGAUAUUUAUUUAAUCUUUAUAUAAUUUGCAAAUCUUAUCAUUUAUUGUGAAUAUUUUUCAAUAAUAAUGUUCAGUUUCAUUUAAAUAUUAGACAAUUUAAUAAAUUUUCAAUAAUAGGAUUAAAGGGCGAAAUAGGAAAUAAUGUGAAAGAUCGAUAAAUACGAUACAAUCAGUAAGAAUAAUUGUCUCCAUCCAGGGAAUCUUCGGUCUGUAAGUCUUUUCAUGGCGAAGCAUCGUACGAAAUGCAGGGACCAAAUUUCCUGACGGAACCUGCAUCGCGCGUGGAAUUUACUAACGUGAGUGGCGGCAGAGUGGACUGCAUCGUUAGAGGAAAUCCCGAGCCAACUGUGGAUUGGUUGGCUGCAGAUGGCGGAAGUGUGGUCACCAUUCCAGGUAUAAGGCAUGUCCUUGGGAAUGGGACCGUUCACUUUCCAGCUUUUGAGGCCGAGGCCUUUCGUCAGGACGUGCAUUGGGCCAUCUAUAGGUGUUCUGCAAUCAACAGCGUUGGUGCUGUUGUCAGCAGGGACGUCACUGUUAGAGCAGUGGUGCAUCAGAGGUACGGACCGGAAGUACAAAGUCCCGGUGGUUUCCUGGGCAACAACGUACUUAUGCGAUGCAAUGUGCCGAGUUUUGUUCGUGAUCACGUCAGCGUUACUUCUUGGCUUCAGGAGCCAUCCUUCAACAUUUAUCCAUCCACUAUAAGCGAUGGCAAGUAUCACAUGCUGCCAAGUGGAGAGCUACUGAUAAUUAAUAUUUCACGGAGUGAUGUGCAGAUGACUUAUCGAUGUAGAACGCAUAAUCGAUUGACUCAGGAAAAUGUCGUCAGUAAUAAUUUUGGCCGUGUGCAACUGACAGAAACUCGUGGAUCUAUGCCGCCAAUGUUAAAUGAUAAGUUAGUGUAUAUAACAGCAAGAAUAGAAGAGACUAUUGUAAUUCCAUGUGUUGCCUACGCUAAUCCUCGGCCUACGAAUAGGUGGUAUUAUAAUCGAAAUCAGAGGGAUGAACCAAUUGACGAAUCGUCUGGACAUUUUUUGGUCCGUGAUGGCUCAUUAAUAAUUCAAAACGUCCAAGAAUCUGACGGUGGCUCCUACAUGUGCACUGCAAGUAAUUCAGAAGGCAGUGAAACAAUGGAAGUAAAAUUAACUGUAUCUGCACCAUUAAGUGUUCACGUUCAACCUGCCAUUCAAACAGUUGAUCUUGGGAAAUCUGCUUUCUUGACAUGUAGCGCCAGUGGAUUUCCUCAAGCUGCAUUUUAUUGGCUGAAGGAUGGUCAGCCACUGCGAACUGGUGCCCGCAUAAGAAUAGUUUCACGUGAACGUAUUUCCGUGACGUCAGUUGCACGCGAGGACCGCGGUAUGUACCAAUGUUUUGUGAGAAAUGAACAUGAGAUGGCGCAGGGAAUUGCGGAAUUACGCCUGGGCGAGAUCGCGCCACAGUUGGUCUAUAGAUUCAUUGAACAGACAAUGCAACCCGGUCCAUCGGUUUCUCUGAAAUGUAGCGCAGCGGGUAAUCCUACGCCGCAAAUUUCCUGGCUGUUGGAUGGAUUUCCGCUGCCGCAAAACGACAGACUUCUCAUUGGCCAAUACGUAACUGUGUACGGAGAUGUAAUCUCCCAUGUCAACAUUUCGUCAGUGAAGCCGGAAGACGGUGGCGAAUACGAAUGCACAGCGAGCAGUAAAGCUGGAGAGGCAAAGCAUUCUGCCCGACUGAAUAUUUACGGAUUACCGUACGUGAGAGAAAUGCCAACUAUUUCAGCGGUGGCUGGAAAGCAACUAUACAUCAAAUGCCCUGUCGCCGGGUAUCCAAUUGAAGCGAUAAUAUGGGAAAAAGAUGGUGCGAGACUACCGACAAAUAUGAGGCAAAGAGUUUUAAAUGGUACACUGACUAUUGAAACCGUUCAACAAAAUGCUGAUCAAGGAACUUACACGUGCACGGCAAGGAAUAAACACAACUUUACUGCUUAUCGGUCAGUCGAAGUUCGAGUUAUUGUGCCACCUAAAAUCACGCCUUUCAAUUUUGCUCGCGAUUUAAACGUAGGGGAUCGUACUAGCAUACAGUGUGUAGUCGUGACCGGCGACCUGCCUCUGACAUUUACUUGGCUCAAAGAUAACGUGCCAAUUGACGAUGUAUCGGAACAAUCUCUAUCGGGUCAUGAGGCCCAAAUUGUUGGUAGUACGAAAUCGGGUCUCGUCGAACAGGCCCGUGUCAGGGAUCAGGGACCAAUAAAGGCGAUCAACAUCCGCCAAUAUGACGCUUUUAACAGCGCCCUGAGCAUUAGCACGAUCGCACCUGCACACAAUGGCACGUACACCUGUCGCGUGGCCAACGGUGCUGACACCGUCGCUCAUUCUGCACUCCUCCACGUCAACGUGCCACCACAAUGGAAAAUUGAGCCGGUGAACCAAGAUGCCAUUGUGGGUCACAGCGUUUCCAUCGCUUGUCAAGCUGAGGGAUUUCCGAUUCCAUCCGUAACUUGGAAGCAAUCUAACAGUGAGAAUCCAGGGGACUACAGGGAACUUGGUUAUGGCGGAACCGAAGGAGCUGGAGUUGCUGCGAAUGGGUCGUUGGUGAUCCCAAGGGUAUCUCGAGAGCACAGUGGCUCUUACCUAUGCAAGGCAACCAACGGCAUCGGUCCUGGUCUCAGCAAACUCAUUCAGCUAACAGUUCAUGCAGGACCAUCGGUGACCGUACGAAGCACUGAGGAAUCAGUGAGACGAGGUGAGAAAGUAACUUUGCGUUGUGAAGCCGAAGGAGAUGCACCACUCGAUCUCAGUUGGCGAACUCGUGGAAAUACUGUUGGAAGUACUUAUGACGAUAGGUACACAGUAAAAAAUUCAGCGACCACACUUGGUUUAUUAUCCGAAUUGUGUAUAAUUCAAGCCAGUCAUGCCGAUCGUGGGGAGUAUGUGUGUUUCGCAAGAAACGCUUACGGUCAUGAUAAAGUAUCCGUUCAUCUACUUGUUCAAGAACCUCCGAAUUUUCCUCGAAAUUUACACGUGGUCGAACUGGGAAGUCGAGCGAUAACUUUGGAAUGGUCUACGCCGUCGAGUGUCGCAGAUUCCUUGCAUCCCGAUUCUCCAAUCUCAAAAUAUGUUGUCCAAUAUAAAGAAGCUCAAGAUGUGUGGCAUGAACACAACACGCAGAAGCUGGUCGAGGGAGACAAGACGAUCGCUUCGGUUUCCCCGCUAAAACCCGCGACAACCUACCACUUUCGGGUCUUUGCGGAAAAUCAUCUCGGAACAUCAGCCCCAAGCGACAUUCUUCAUGUUCAAACGCAUGGAGAGGUUCCUGGCGGUCCACCGAGACAAGUUUCCAUUAAACCAAUUGGUCCUCAGCAGAUGAAAAUCAGUUGGAAACCACCGGAUCGUUCUCUGUGGAAUGGCGAAUUACAGGGUUAUGCGAUUAUCUUCACCAAUUUGGGAAGUGAUGAACAACCGGCAAAUGAGACACGAAUUAGAAUCACAGUUAAUGGAGAAGAGCCAUACGAAUAUCGGCUAACGGGUCUGCGAAAAUACACGCAAUAUAGUGUGGUGGUGAAGGCGUUCAAUAGCAAGGGCGAUGGGCCAGGUUCAGAUCCAAUGAUAGCGCAAACUCUCGAGGAUGUUCCCAGUUCACCACCACAAAAUGUGGCGUGUACAGCGUUGAAUGGACAGAACAUACAGGUCACAUGGAAGCCACCACCGGCUGACAAAGUUCACGGUAUAGUCGUUGGCUACAAGGUGGUGUAUGAAGCAACGAACGGAGCAAUGGAGAUAGACUUGCAGGGAUCACCGGAAACAAGAAUCACUCAAGCCUUGAGCGCAGUCCUUCACGGUCUUAAUCCCUACACCAACUACACGGUCCAAGUUUUAGCAUCUACACGAGCUGGAGAUGGAGUUAGCAGUAUUCCAGUAUCCUGCACUACUGAAGAAGAUGUUCCUGGCGCGCCAGAAAGGGUAAAAGCAGUGGCUAAUGCGGAGGAUUCAGUGGUGAUAUCCUGGCUUCCUCCACGACGACCGAACGGAGUACUUACAAAAUACACGGUUUUCAUUCGAGUACUGGAUCAGGGCCAAGAAGUAAAGAUCAUUAAAGACUCUCUGCCCGCGCACAACUUACACUAUGAUGCAACGGGACUCAAACUACGUGAAUCGUACGAGGCAUGGGUUACUGCCUCAACCAAAAUGGGACAAGGACCCACCACCCCAGUCAUCAAAUUUAAUCCAAGUGCCACAAUUUCAGCGGCAAUUAUCUCCUUUGGAGUUUCUGUGAUAGUACCAUGGAGGGUUGACGUGAACUUAGCCUGUCAUACAGUGGGAGAUCCAAAGCCAAUUGUUGAAUGGCGCUUGGGAGAUUUGAAAUUGCAGAAGCAACAACAAAGACUCGAUGUUGGAUCCGAUAAUACUUUACUAUUACGAAACGUUCAAAGGACUCAGGAAGGAAACUAUUCUUGUCAUGCGAGGAAUUCACUGGGAUCCGAUGAAAUCGUUUACAGUUUACACGUUCAAGUUCCACCAACGCCGCCCACUCUUCUCGCAACAGGAACGACCAACGACGCAGUUCAACUUCAAUGGAAACAGGGAGAUAAUGGAGGCUCGCCGAUUAAAGGAUUUUUAUUGGCUUAUCGAAAAGAGUUUGCUGAAUGGGAGGAGGUCAUGCUUGAUCGACGAGCGAGUACACAUUUGUUGGAGGGACUACAAUGCGGUACUAAGUAUCAAUUCACAUUGGCGGCGUUUAAUCGAAUUGGCAGUGGGAGUGCGAGUGAAAUUGAAAAUGCAAGGACCAAGGGAACAAAACCAUUGCCACCAUCGAAACAACAUCUAAUUAAGGCUAAUUUAACAUCGGUUGUACUUGAACUCGCCUCUUGGCAGGAUGGCGGUUGUCCUCUGCUCUAUUUUGUCGUCGAGUACAGAAGAUUCCUUGGAGACUGGCUCCUAGUAUCAAAUAACGUACCGCCGCAAACGAGAUUUCCAAUAGUCAGUUUGGAAAGUGGAACGAGUUAUGAAUUGAGGAUAACUGCUUAUAACAAUGCGGGUUCAAUGCAUGCGGAGUAUUUAUUUACAACUUUAACGUCAAACAGCAAUACGAGAAUGCAGGAAGUACCUUCAUUGGAUAAUGGCGAGACACCAUUAUAUCUUGAUGCACAAGUACUAGCACCAAGUGUAAUAUCAUUAUUCGCUGUUAUACUCGCCGUAGCCGGCGUAUGCUUUUGCCUAAGAACACAUCCUGUCAGAUCCGGUUCCACGAACGAUUCAAAUGCACAAAAUCAGGCAGCCCUUGAGAAUAAGCAUAAUAUGGAGCAAAGGGAGCAAUAUUAUGCGACGGUGAGAAAACCAGGUCAACAGUCACCCUGUCGUGAGGUGAGCGCACUGGAACGUAUACCAGAAUAUUCUGAAGAUAUUUAUCCGUACGCUACAUUUCAUCUGCCCGAGCAGGAAAAUCUCUCAGCGAAUCCAAUGCGUCAGGCGUAUUUUUACGAGAGAAGCGAAACAAUGUUGCAAGGCGCCCAGGUACGGUGCGAUGUCGAUCAGUACACAAAAGUUCGAGGGAGAUCACGUCGUAAAUCAAAAUCGUUUAAAUCAGAAUCAGAGGAGUAUGACACAUUGGGCUCGGACAGCGACACAGAAGUUGGAACGAGUAGUCGAACUGAAUCGUCGAAUCAUCUUGAAGAUUCGGGUCCAGCUUCGAUAAUGGCACGUUCGCCGGGUCCCAAUUCCGGACAGAGGGGACGUGAGCAGCGACUAGCCCUUGUUCCUAGGCCGGUCCAUCAUAAUGUGCUGUACCACACGCACGAAUCAAGUACAUCAACAGAGCCGUCACCAAUUUCUGAGAGAAAGACUUUUCCUAGGCUAGAAAAGCAGAGGUAUCGAGGUGGACCUCUAAACGUAACGAUGGAGGGAAAUCGACCGACAAUGAAACAUUCAGAAUCGGGUAUUCGUUCCUAUUCGACAAAUGCAUCGCCCAGCCAUAUUAUUAAUAAUCACACGAGAAUGUCGACGUACGAUAGACCAAAGGAUUCAAGCGAGAGAAAAUCCGUCGAGUCAUUGUGUCAUUUAGAUGAUGGUACAACGGCGAGAAAUUAUCAGAAAAAUUCACGUUAUCGACAUCGAGAAAAGGGUGCCGCCGAAUGGGGCAAUGAAUUGUCAACAUUGGAAUUGAAACCACCAACUGGUUUCACCGAUGCUCAUGAAACCAGCGAGGCCGAAUGCGACAUCGAUAUGAAACUUCGACUUCACCGUAAAAGGGGAGGACAAAACUGCCAACUUUCAAAAUCACCUCAGGAUUUUACCAUUACAGUCUGAGAAUUAUAAAUUUAAAUUAUAUAGCUGAUAUCAAAAUGAGAUUUGUAAAAAUUUAAUAAUUGUAAAGUUAAAAAUGAAAAAAACAAAGAAAAUUCCCUGUUGAAAUGAAAUGAAAAAAAAAACGAGGCAUUGAUAAUAUAUAUGUAAAGAAUGACUGUCUCAAGAGACAUUUAUAAUAUUAUCGCUCCAUGUAAAAUAAAGAAUGUAUUU